UAAUCACAUAUACGGCGUGUUCUAUAAAAUAUUAACAAACAUUUAAUUUAUAUAAGAAGACCCUGCGAAAAGUCUAGAGACACUGCGAUUCACGUUUAUUAUGUUAUCGACUUGUGCGGCCUGGUGCUAAGUACUCACGCCACAAGUAUGGAGUUUUCAGGUAUUCGAAAUAACGAAGUAGUUGGAAUCGUGCUGAGGCUAACCAUUUUUGGUGCAGUUACAUAUUACGGAAUAAAGUGGAUGGUGGAAACUCUAGACCCCACCAAAAAACAAAAAGUCGAGGCCCAAAAGAGGGCUGAAAACUUAAUGAAAAAGAUUGGCGUAAGUAAUUGUGAGAAAUUGACCGAGUACGAAAUGACAAUUGCAUCACACCUUGUGGAUCCCCUGAGUAUUCAGAUUUCCUGGGAUGACAUUGGUGGCCUUGAUGAUGUAGUCACUGAGCUCAGAGAUACCGUUAUACUACCCUUGAAAAAAAGGGAUAUGUUUGCUCAAUCAAAACUUCUUCAGCCUCCAAAAGGAUGUUUGCUGCAUGGCCCACCAGGAUGUGGGAAGACUAUGAUAGCUAAGGCAACAGCCAAGGAAGCAGGUGCAAGAUUCAUCAACUUGCAACUGUCCUCUCUAACAGACAAGUGGUAUGGUGAGUCACAGAAACUAGCUGCUGCUGUAUUCUCACUGGCUGUGAAGCUACAACCAAGUAUCAUAUUCAUUGAUGAAAUGGACUCGUUCCUGCGCUCGCGCGACUCGCACGACCACGAGGCGACGGCGAUGAUGAAGGCGCAGUUCAUGAGCCUGUGGGACGGCCUCGUCACCGACCAGGCCUGCUACGUCAUCGUGAUGGGUGCCACGAAUCGGCCGCAGGACGUCGACCGAGCCAUCCUGCGCAGGAUGCCCGCCACGUUCCACGUCGGCCUGCCCAGCUUGAAGCAGAGAGAAAGCAUCCUGAAUAUUAUUCUGAGGGAAGAAUAUACAGCUGAGGAUGUGAGUUUUCACGAGGUAGCCAGGCUAACGGAAGGCUUCUCAGGCAGUGAUCUAAAGGAGUUGUGCAGAACGGCAGCAGUGCUUCGGGUUCGUGAAUACAUAGAAGCUGACGAAGAAGACGGCGACACGCCAUUCAGAAUGAAAGCAAUAAACAUGUCAGACCUACUGCAAGCUUUGACAAAGCAAAAGAAAUCAAAGUCUGCUGCAAUAUUUGGAAUGUUUGGUUCACCGUUGCCAUUAGAUUGAUGAUGAUUCCGUGUAGAAAUUUUUACUCGUCACUUGAUCUUUCGAAGAACGCGACUGAAUAGAGUCGGGCUCUCUAAUAAGACUAUCAGAAGUAAAUUACAACAGAUUCUGGUCAAUGAUCUGAUAUUAUUUACGUCUGAUACUAUUAAUUUUGAUUAUGUGAGCUUCUAGUCAGCAGCUAGUCGGUAACUUAACUAUUAUUGUCUUGUACACCAGAAUUUUUCGUUGUGAUGCUUGUGAUUUUUCCACUUUAUAAACUUGGAAGUUAUGCAUUGCAUAUUUGCAAUUAUGUGUCGGCAACCGUAGCCUAACUCCAUAGAUAAUAGAGUUUUCUAAAUUGGUAAAUUUUUACUACGUGAUAGUAAUGCAGUCGUUAGAUUAACUUUAAUUUUGUUAACACAUAGUUUGAUAGGCUGUAUGUGACAGCACAACCUAACUGUAGUGAAUUGAUUUUCGGCUGCUUUCAAAAGAAAAAUUAGUAUCACAAUGCACAGCUGAGUACUGAAUGAGAUUUCAUCCUUUCUGCGAUUGUUAAUUCAAACUUGUUAACAUUCAUAAGAAAAUCGUUAUCCAGUGUUAUAUAAUUGUGUUAUAUAUAGUGCAGAAAUGUCUGACAGCUCGUUGUCACUAGCGAUUGCACGAGAUGUAUUUUUGGUCUCAUGAAUUUUAGCUAGUUAUUUUGGAUACCACAAAUUUUACACUGCCCAUAAAUAGUUGUAAAUAUCGAAAUAAUUUUCUGAAGCAUUUAGACAUUGAUGACUGACAAAUAGAUGGCUGCUUUUAAGAAAUUUUAUGCUUUUGAGUUUUUAGGGUGUUUUUUAGUAAUAGCAUUUCCACAGGUGAGAUAUCAUAUAACUGUUAUGAUUACUCCCGUUUUAUUAGAGACUGCACCUGCAUUUGUGACCCUACCCUAGAAGACCUUACUAAAAACUUAGAAAUUGCAAUAAAUAUGAACUGUUACUAUAUAAGUUACCAUAACUGUCACUCCCAAUACAAAGUGUACUGAAAUUAUUAUUGUAAGGGAGAAAAUACAACAUGGAUACAUCAUCACAUGCUAUCCAUUAUGUAGCAGUGCCAAGGAAGUACAAAAUAAUAAUAGUAAUUAGUGUGGCAAACUAUUUAUUAAAACCAGUGAUGGUUUGCUACAUAUAAAAACACAUUGACAUCUACAAGAUGAUGAUCGAACCACUGCAGUUUUGAGAAUAACGGUAUAAAUAUUUGCUUUUUGUUUGAAAAUGCAAUUCUGCACAACACCAGAAUUUCUGCAGACUGCUGGCCAAGAAUUUGGUUUUCACAAGUAACACCAACAACGUAAAUGUCAUCGGUUUGAUGCAAUGAAAUACAAUGUACGGCUUACAGCCAAUUUACAAUAAUUUCCCGUUCUAGAUAUUAUUUAUACUUCGAAGAGUAUUCCUGACGUAUAACGUGCACGUCGUCUUCCAACCAGCUUUGCAACCUUAAUGAACUUCCUCUUCCUAGCAUCAGUACAUGAUGCUAGUAUACGAGACCAGAUGCAAUGCAAAAAUAGCAAUGCGAUAAUAUCCCUUUACACCAUUAGUAUGUCUGAGUGUGUGGUUUGUGCUUUCAAAUGUGUCUUACAAACUGACUAGAAAGAAAACGCUGUGGCAACCCUUCAAACAGCAUUCUCGUGGCAUAAUGUGAACAUACCAGGUGGGAGCACACAGCCGAUUGCCGUUUCGCAUCAUUUCGCUGUUUUUGAGUAUUACGCUGAAGGCCACAGAAAAAUACAUAAAAAAUGUACUCAUACUUGGCAUAAAGUUAUGCAACAUCAAAAUGUGAUGUACUUACAAAUCGUCAUCAAUUUAAAGGCACACGGCAACAGUUUAAACAGUUGUAUAUACUAGGAAAAUCGAGGGGUGUUUUUACAGUGAGCAGGUGGGAAAAAUCCGACUCAUUUCACGUGCAAGAAAUUAUGCAUAAAAUUGGAGAUUCUUAAAAAUGUAAUCUUACCUAGCUCUAAACAAACAGCAUGCAAACAGAUAAAAAUCUUUAAUUAAAACAACUGAGAAUAGGUGGGGCAGUGAGAUCACUAGUUCACACAGUAGAUACACUAUACAUCUGCCCUCAUCGCUCACUACAUUUAAAAUUAUACACAACAUUAUUAUAUGCAACAAUUACUUCAAAUAACUCUUUCUCUUACAAACACACGAAGUGAAGAACAAGGUGAUUAGACAAUAUUGCAAAUGUGCACCAGAAUGCAUAAUAUACUUACACACUGCCGCUCUCAUGAUAACAGGAGUGAAUAAUAAUAGAUAAUAUAUUAUUAUUCUAUUAUUAUUCACUCCUGAUGAUAACAUGCCAGCAAUAUUACAAAAUUUUUCAAUACAGUAAUUCAAACAUGAACUAUAUUAAAGUGCCACCUCUGUUUCUCGAAUAAACACUACAACUGCCACAUACGUGCAUCGUCAAGACCAAAAUCAGGUUGUAUGAAAAAUAUCAUGCAAAUACAAUACCUGUAGAUCUUCUUCUAUUCAAGCUAACUGGCGAAACAAAGCUACCCUACAAUGGGGAAUGAACGGGGUAGAGGCACUUUGCGUGUCGCAGCAAGGAAACUUCUUAACCUUCAAUGAGAAUGGUUCCUAGCACAGACUAAACUUAACAUCACAGCUAACAAUACCUGCCACGCUAGACGAU
Messenger RNA from Priapulus caudatus, 3879 nucleotides. RefSeq names its product ATPase family AAA domain-containing protein 1-like. The record is from RefSeq and is a predicted model, not a curated record. Gene Ontology annotation, molecular function: ATP hydrolysis activity; ATP binding. The transcript has 10 exons. Lineage: Eukaryota; Metazoa; Priapulida; Priapulimorpha; Priapulimorphida; Priapulidae. The coding region runs from base 148 to 1224 and encodes 358 amino acids. Gene Ontology annotation, cellular component: mitochondrial outer membrane.